Panonychus citri (citrus red mite) is the source of this 5656-nucleotide messenger RNA. RefSeq names its product phospholipid-transporting ATPase ABCA1-like. NCBI's taxonomy places the organism in Eukaryota, Metazoa, Arthropoda, Arachnida, Trombidiformes, Tetranychidae. Gene Ontology annotation, biological process: lipid transport; transmembrane transport. Gene Ontology annotation, molecular function: ATP binding; lipid carrier activity; ABC-type transporter activity. The record is from RefSeq and is a predicted model, not a curated record. Gene Ontology annotation, cellular component: intracellular membrane-bounded organelle; membrane.
UUGUUUAUUUGAUUCCUUUGGAUGCCAGGAUAUUACUCAUCACCUGAGUUAAUAUUUGAUCAUUUUGUAUGUUACAAACCAUCUUAAUCGUUAAUUUUAUUGUGUUAAAUCAAUUAAUUAAUUACAAUGAUCAGAAGACUCUCUGUGUCUAGUUGGCCAUCAACUCAUUCUUUCAAUGUUUCCGUCCAUUUUCAUCUAGACUGUUUUCCUUAUAAAUCCAAUAUUGACCAAUGUAAUUAACCAAAGCCUUAAUUUUUUUUUUCUGACAAUUUCAAUUCUAGUUACAAGAAUUAUCAACUUCAGUAUUAAUCAUUAUCCCUUUUGCUGUUACGAAAUUAAGCUUUGGAUCUUUGUCUCUCAUCAAAUGAAACACGUUAAUCUUAUUUUCAACUUACAUGUAUAACUAAUUCAAUUUUAUUUACUCUCGUUCAAAAAAGUAAACUAGAGAAAUGUCAUCUUUACAUUUGAAACAGUUAAAAGCUCUUUUCGUGAAAGAUUGGCUCAUCCGUCGAAGACACUGGGUUUUAACAAUAUUGGAGUUGUUUUUGCCUCUAUUGUUAACAUGUAUUAUGCUAAGCAGCUUAAAAUCUACUCAGCUAAAUGAAAAUUCAACCCAAGAAAUCAAAGUGGUUCCUCAAGUAGCGUCAACUGUCAGUCCCACCGAGGCCAAAUUUCUUUGCCGUUUAGUUGGAGAUAUAGCUUUGUUUACUCCUGAAAGAUCAGAUAUUAUAGAGUUUAUGAAUAACCUCGCCAGCACUUGUGAGAUUAAAGUUCGGUCAUAUCCUGAUGAAAAUACGAUAAUAGAGCUUUUAAAAAGGGGAGAGUUGUUCAAUACGUUAAUUGGUGUUUCAUUUCAUUCUUUCGAUGCUGAUUUACGGAGAGCCAAUUACUCAAUCAUCUCACCUAGUCUUGGUUACGAUGAACCUUGGAGUGACUCAUACCAACCAAUUUCCGACUUCUUUUCAUUACAAGCAGCGAUCAACCUUUUGAUGGCUUCAGUUACUCCAAUUGAAUUCAACUACACCAAAGAAUUAUUACCCGAGAAUAUUUCUACAAUUGAACCUCCACAAUCACAAUCUGAGUUGGCCAAAUUAUCAAACAUCGACUUUUUUGUAACUUUUACGUUCAUAGAAUUCAUGUUCUUAUUCACGGUCGCAAUCAUGAUCCGUCAUAUUGUCAAAGAAAAGUCAACAAAUUCGAAAGAGUUUCUUCUCAUCAUGGGAAUGAGUAAUAACGUAUAUUGGAUAUCACAUUUCAUCAAUUAUUUUACAAUUUCUAUUUUUCAUGGUAUCACAAUCACGUCAGCAUUUUACUUUUCCGAUGUGCAUCCUUUCGGUAAUUGGACACCAAGCCUAUUCUUUAUAUUUUACUUGAUGACCAGUAUUUCUGUGAUUUUGUCAACCUUUGUCCUUUCGACCGUAAUCAAUAGACCAGUUAUCGCUGUUUUAGUCGCAAUUGUACUAAGAUCUUUGUUGGGUUAUAUCGCUGUCAGUAUGAAUUCAUCAGUUUCGUCUUUUCUUCUAGUAUCGGUCAGAACAUGGUCUUGUUUACUUCCUGACGGUGGAUUAUAUUAUUCAUUGCAAGACUUAGCUAUUCUAGGAAAUUCUAACAGGUCGGCCUGGAACCACUUGUUAACUCAAAUCAAAGGCUCUAUUCCAUUGGGUUAUGUUUUCCUCCUCAUGUUAAUCUCCUGGUUCAUUUAUGGAUUUUUGACUUGGUAUCUUGAUGCAGUUUUUCCCUGGCAACCAGGAAUUCAUAAGCCCUGGUAUUUCAUUUUCAAUAAAUUCUUGAAUAAUAACACAGAUGAAACUAAAAUAAUCGAUAUUGAAGCUCGAAAUCAAUCUGGUCUUCAUGAAUCCAUGUCAUUUCGAUCUGAAGCAAAUAUUAGAUGUAUAAAUCUCCACCGUUCGUUUGGUUCUUUGGGUUUUAGAUCAAUGGUUGUUAACGGAAUCAACUUAGAGAUAAUGAAAGGUCAAAUAACAGUAUUACUGGGUCAUAAUGGUGCCGGUAAAACCACUACAAUGAAUAUGAUUACCGGUAUUUUACCUCCUACGUCUGGGACUGUUUUAAUAAAUGGAAUCGAUAUUCGUAAACAUGUGAUUGCUGCUCGACGAGCUCUUGCUUUAUGUCCACAAACAUCAUUAUUUUUCGAGGAAUUGACUGUCACUGAGAAUUUAAAUCUUUGUGCUGGACUCAGAGGAUUAGAAGAACCUGUUAAACGCCAAUUGAUUCCCCUCAACAUUUCUCGAGUUAAUUUACAAGAAAAAACAAACACUUUAGCAUGUAAGCUCUCAGGUGGAAUGAAACGCCGACUACAAUUAGCACUCGCUCUUACAACUUCUUCAGAAAUUCUUAUUCUCGAUGAACCGACUUCGGGUCUUGAUCCAGAAUCACGAAGACAAAUUUGGAAUCUCUUGUUGGAAAUGAGAAAGAAUCUCACCAUUUUAUUAACUACUCAUUUCAUGGAAGAAGCCGAUGCUCUCGGUGAUCGUAUUAUUAUCAUGGACUCAGGUCAAAUCAAAUGUUCAGGGAGUCCAAUGUUCCUUAAAAAUAAACUGGGUGCUGGUUAUUUAUUGAGAAUCGCUAAGAACUCAGACACUUUCGAUUUCGAGAACACAAAUACUCUAAUCAAAUCCUUCUUUCCAAACUGUGCAAUAAUUAAUGAUACAAAUGAAGAAAUUGUCAUUCGAUUAGCUAAUGAAGACUCUCGACAAAUUCCUGCAAGUAAUUUACCGGAUCUUUGUGAUCAGCUGGAUGAGGACAAAGAAUCUCUCGGAAUAAUAACCUAUGGUAUUGAUGUUUCGACCCUGGAAGAUGUUUUUCUACGAGUUUCUAUGGCAAACAACGAUCUAAAUCCAAUCAACAUUAGUACUGACGAUUCAAUGUUCAACGUCGAUCAAAUUUUUGCGUACAAUGCUCUCAGUGGAUGGGCCUUGACACUUCAGCGUUUCAAAGGACUAGUUUACAAACGUUAUCAUCACGUCAAAAGACACAAAAAGACUCUAAUUUUCACUUUCCUUCUUCCAAUCUUGGGCUUUUGCUUCACUUUCUUUUCUGUUCUAGGUGCUGUUAAGGUGUUUGAUCUUGUCCAUCAAGAGAAAUCUGAACUCAUAGAGAUCAAUGCUCGAUCAAUUUACGGAAAUGUACAAAGUGUCAUAUUAACAGAUUCAACGGAAAACCUAUCCCCUUUGCUCAGAAAUUACGUUGAAAUAAAUCGUGAAAUGGGAAUAGAAACAAAAAUAAUCAACUCAUCAUGGUCAAGUUUUUCGGAUUAUCUGACUAAAAAUAAUGAAGAUCGAGCGACAUUUCUCCGUAAAUAUGUGUUUGGGCUCAUUGAAAUCAGAGGGAAUAUCAAACUUUGGCAUAAUCCAAAAGCCGUUCUUGGUUUGCAAUUAUCAAUCGAUGCUUAUAGUAAUGCUCUCGUUCGUUUGAGAACAGGUCAAAUUUACUCAAGAAUGACCACAAUUUAUAAAUCAGUCCCUCCGAAAAACUUUGCUGACAAAAUUUUGAAAAGCACAAUCGUUGUAGCCUUGGUAUCGAUCUUCGCUCCCUUUGGUAUUUGUUUCAUCGCUUCAUCUUACUUUUUGUUCCCAUCUGAUGAAUAUAAUUCAAAGGCUGCAUUAAUACAAAGAAUGAGUGGAAUCGAAACCCUAUUAUUCUGGACAAGUCAUUAUUUUUUCGAUAUAAUUUAUCAUUCAAUUGUUUCCAUACUAAUUUUCUCGGUGAUUUGUUAUGUUGAUCCAUUUUUCUUCUGGAACCACAAAUUCUUUGUUGCUACACUUUCACUUCUCCUUCUGUUUGGAUUUUCGUCAAUUCCUUUGACCUAUUUACUUACCUAUUUACCAAUAACUUCUGAUGGAGGAUUUGUAUUUAUCGUUGUGAUUUCUCUCAUCGCCUCUUUAGUCGGAACUGUUACUUUCUUCUUAUUCAACUUUUUCUUUGGAGUUGCCUAUUCGGAGGUUAUGCUUGGAUUCCUUUUUCCUCCAUUUACGAUGACCACAGCACUGGCUAUUCUUUAUUCGAAAGUAGUUCUAUUUCGCCAUUGUACGGAAAACAACGAAAAAUGUGAUACAUUUCCUCUAUUCGGUAUUACCAGUUGUUGUAGCGAUAAAGAAAUCGAAAUCUACUCAAACCCUUUUGAUGUCGAAACCGGAGUAUAUUACCACACAAUUAUGCUCUCAAUUGCUCCGUUUAUCUACUUCUUUUUACUCAUCAUUUUGGAUAUGAAUCUGAAUCAAUUGGGUUAUUGGUACGAAACUUUAUUGAAUUUUAUUCUUGGAAAAACAACUCAUCCAGUUACAAGAGAAGAUGAUGAUGUUGCAAUUGAAAGAGAUCGUGUUCACGAUUUACUCAAGAAACCAAGUUAUCCCGAUUCUUUGAUUGUUUAUAAUUUGACAAAAGAUUUUCGAUCUUUUCGAGCUGUUGAUAAUUUGAACUUUACAGUUCGACAGAAAGAAUGUUUCGGUUUACUGGGAGUAAAUGGAGCAGGAAAAACAACCACUUUUCGAAUGUUGACUGGAGAUCUUUUAGUUACUUCCGGUGAUGCUUUUAUUCGAAAAAUUAGUCUUCGUAAUGAUAUAAACAAGUUCCAGAAAUCGAUCAGUUAUUGUCCACAAUUCGAUGCACUUUUAAAUAAUCUUAAUCCUCGGGAAACUUUGGCUCUUUUUGCAAGACUAAGAGGUAUGCCUGAGUAUAAGAUACGAGAAAAUGUCGAUUACAUGAUAAAAUCACUCGAUCUUAGUAAAUUCGAAUGUACAUUAAAUUGUCAUCUAAGUGGAGGAAACAAAAGGAAACUUUCAUUAGCAAUCGCAUCAAUUGGUAAACCUGAUUUAAUGUUUCUCGAUGAACCAACGACCGGUGUCGAUCCUGUUGCUCGUCGUAAGAUUUGGUCUUCGUUAGUUUAUCUUCGAGACUUUAGUGGUUCAUCAAUUAUACUAACCAGUCAUUCGAUGGACGAAUGUGAAGCUCUUUGCUCUCGAAUCGGUAUAAUGGCCCGAGGGAAAUUACGAUGCCUUGGAUCAGCUCAAUAUUUGAAAGAGAAGUUUGGUCAAGGAUUUUCUCUGUUAAUUAAAAUGAAUCAUGAAGCAAUUAAAGAUCCAGGGAAAGUGGAACAGAUCAACUCUUAUAUUUCCGAUAAUUUCCCAAGUUGUGACCUUCGAGAUAAUCAUCAGACUAUUUUACAUUAUCACAUAACCGAUACUUCAUCUCGUUGGGGAGACAUGUUGAGGAAAAUGGGCAGCAAGUCACAAUUACCAAUUGAAGAUUAUACAUUAACCGGAACAACAUUGGAACAAGUUUUUCUCUCAUUUGCUAAGAACACAUGAUCAUCAUCUCUCAAUCAGUCAUCAAUUAUUGAUCAUCGUCAAUCUAAUAAUAGAAAUAUUAACACUCGAAUCAAUUUAAAUUAACUUUUCUAUUAGGAUUAUAAUUACAAAUCUCUAAUUAUUAUUAUAUUUAUUAAUCUCUCUGGCCUAGUCAUAUGCUGACAUUUUAAUUUUAUAACUUUGAAUUCCCAAACAAGAUCAAGCCUUUAAUCAAUUCAAUCAACAUGCAUUAAUCAAAUUCUCGUCCAAAUUUUGAAAUCUCAUGAAUUGUCCAAUUCAAAGUCUCAUGCGAACUCAAUUAUUAAAAUAAAAACACUCAUUUAUUAAUAUUA